Messenger RNA from Vigna unguiculata (cowpea), 1379 nucleotides. Its product is annotated as strigolactones hydrolase CXE15-like. The record is from RefSeq and is a predicted model, not a curated record. NCBI's taxonomy places the organism in Eukaryota, Viridiplantae, Streptophyta, Magnoliopsida, Fabales, Fabaceae. Gene Ontology annotation, molecular function: hydrolase activity.
ACACCUUUACGCGGAGAAUUCCCCGAAGCUUCACUAGUUUAUCCCACUUUUCACACUAAGCCUCAAAAGUCACGAUUCUUCCCAUUAUAUAAGACCAACCCAAGUAUCUUUCAACAACACUUUCUAAUUCCAACCCUAAAUUUUCCAUUGCAAAAAACAUGGUGCAGCAAAAGAAGCUAGUUGAUGAAGUGUCCGGUUGGCUCAGAAUCUACGAUGACGGUUCGGUGGACCGGACAUGGACCGGACCGGAACAGUUCAAGUUUAUGGCUGACCCGGUUCUUCCUCAUGAGAAAUUUAUUGAUGGUAUUGCUGUUCGUGAUACCAUCAUUUCUCGUGAAGGCCAUGACCUUCGUGUUCGAUUAUACUUGCCGGAAAAUGCAUUGGAAAAUAAAAAAAAAUUACCCAUUAUUCUUCAUUUUCAGGGUGGUGGGUUUUGCAUCAGUGAACCGGACUGGUUCAUGUACUACCAAAUUUACGUUCGAGUUGCCUUAUCAGCUCAGGCCAUUGUAGUUUCUCCUUUCCUCCGCCGUGCACCGGAGCACCGUCUCCCAGCCGCCACUGAUGACGCCUUUGACACCCUCCUCUGGCUCCAAUCUGUGGCCCGGUCCGGUUCGAAUGAACCGUGGCUCGAGCAACAUGGGGACUUCAACCGGGUUUUCCUCAUAGGGGACAGCUCUGGCGGGAACGUGGUGCAUGAGGUGGCUUCAAGGGCCGGUUCGGCGGAUCUAAGCCCGGUUCGGGUUGCAGGAGCGAUCCCGGUUCACCCCGGGUUUGUCCGGUCGGAGCGGAGCCGGUCGGAGCUGGAAAUGCCGCAAUCACCGUUUUUAACGUUGGACAUGCUGGACAAGUUCCUAGAGUUAGCACUGCCGGUGGGGGCGACGAAGGACCACCCGAUGACGUGCCCGAUGGGCGCGGCGGCACCGGCGCUUGAAGGGCUGAAACUGCCGCCGGUGCUGCUGUGCGUGGCGGAGAUGGACUUGGUGAGGGAUACGGAGAUGGAGUAUUAUGAGGCGCUGAAGAAAGCGAAGAAGGAGGUGGAACUUUAUGUGAGUGAUGGAAUGAGUCAUAGUUUUUAUUUGAAUAAGGUUGCUGUGGAUUUGGACCCCAAUGUUAGUGCAAAAACCGAUGCUUUCAUCACCAGGAUCAAGGACUUCAUUCAGCAGCACUGAAUUAUUGCUUCAGAGUAUUUUAAUGGCUUCCAUCAAGUUCAUUAUUGAGUUCCAGUCUUCAAAAACAAAACUUUGUUACCACAUUCAUCGAGAAUUACUGUUUCUAAUGCAAUAUUACAUGUUCCUUAAUGGAAUCAUUUGAGUGUGGAAAUUUCAUAAUAAUGGUACGGAAGCCCUUAAAAUUUUCGGAGUAUUAAGGAUUUCUUGAUA